Messenger RNA from Besnoitia besnoiti, 4410 nucleotides. Its product is annotated as ribosomal RNA large subunit methyltransferase J protein. The coding region runs from base 1 to 4410 and encodes 1469 amino acids. Gene Ontology annotation, molecular function: methyltransferase cap1 activity. The transcript is spliced from 8 exons. The record is from RefSeq and is a predicted model, not a curated record. Gene Ontology annotation, biological process: 7-methylguanosine mRNA capping. Gene Ontology annotation, cellular component: nucleus; cytoplasm. Lineage: Eukaryota; Apicomplexa; Conoidasida; Eucoccidiorida; Sarcocystidae.
AUGUUGGGAAACACUCCAGAUUUCUCGCCGGCAUACACCACCGGCGGCUCGCCUCUUCAGCAUGAGUUUCUGCAGUCUCUUCGAGGCGCCAUGACGCCGCGGACGCCCGGACUCGGAGGCACGCCGACAGCGCGCUCCACCUUCCUCUCGUACAAACUGCAAUGCGGCGUGGGCACGAGCCUAGGCAGCGUCGAAGAGAUGGUACGCGCCUUGGAGUCAGAGCCUAUCCAAAUGCGGAGUGCAUGCGACACCGACCGGCUCCUGCAGAGCGCCUUCUGCGACAGAGACCUCAUUGAGGAGCAGCUCAGACAAAAGUCGCUUCUUGACGACAUCUACGACGCAGGCAAUGGCAAGAUUUGGAAAAUCGCUCAGUUUUCCAUGUUUCCGUCGGACUGCAAGGGCAGCUUCCAGCACCGCACGCGGUCCGGCGACAAGCUGCAGGAAAUAUCUGAGUGGCUCCAAGACUACAAACGCGUUGACAGUCUUCCUGAAAUGCUUGUUAAAGGCUCGUCGCCGGCAAAUCCUUCGUUUUUCCUCGACCUAUGCGCGGGGCCUGGCACGUGGUCUGACUGGCUGUUGGACGAAAUCGAGUUCCUCGACCAGCGGCGGCUCGACGACGAGCUUCCUUUUUCCUUCACCUUUGACCGGUCGCCAGAAAGCCUCUCAGAGGAGGACCGCGAGGCGAUGCUCGCGGCGAGCCGCUUGCCAGGCCCGAGUUGCUACGGCUUCGGGAUCUCUCUCAGCAUCUCGGAUUUGACCUCCAUGCGAGACACGCGCUUCUGGAGCCUUGCCAGAGAGGUCACUGACAGACACAACUUCGAAAGCAUCACAGGCGUGAAUAAGAGCGGAAAUUUGUACUGCGCAAAGAACCUCAGAGUUAUGAAAGAAAAAAUCGUGCAGAGAGUCGCAGAGAUCCAGGAACACUGCGCCGCGGCGUUGUACGCCCCACAUGAGACCACGGCACUUGGCGGCAGAGAGCCUUGCGCCUCCAGCCCUUCGGCCUUGCGCAAAACUUUCCACAGAAAAUCGGGAAACAACGGUCUCAUCCGGCUUAUCGUGGCAGAUGGAGGAAUCACCAUUCCCAAAAAGUCGGUGACUGGCCAGCACUUGGACAACUACCAAGAACUCUUGACUGGCCGGCUGCUGCUCUCCGAGAUCCUGAUUGCUUUUCAACUCCUCGAACACGGCGGAACCUUCGUCUGCACUGUCUUCGACGUGUUCUCGUCCUUCACGGCUUCGCUGCUCUACCUCUGCGCCGCCUUGUUCGAAGAGGUGCACAUCGUGAAACCUUCCCGAAACCGGUGGACGAAUUCAGAAAGGCAACUCGUCGGCUUGAGAUUCCGGCGCUGCCCGUCAGUGAGCCUGGCUUCGGUGCUUGCCGCGGUGGCAGAGGCGAACGCGAAGCCGCCCCUGCUCUCCUGUGCCCCGUCCUCGGACGCGGCCCUGUGCGCCCGCCGCCCCCCGGAGUCUGUGUCCACGAUGUCUUCGUUUUUCGCUCUGCCGCGGAAGCGCGCGCCAGCGGGGGCAGUCGCCUCGCGAGUCUCGCGCGUGUGCAGCGCCGCGGUUGCGAAGCUCGCGCAGGCGCACGAGGCGCUGUCGGAGGCGACCAGCCCGACGAACUACUACACGGUGCUGCCUGAGACGCUGCUGAGGCGCGCCUUCUUCAUGGCGGACGCACUCUUUGUCGAGAGCUACCGGCAGAUGUGCGGCGAGCUGUGCCGCCUGCAGUGCAUCAGCUUGCAGCAGACGUACGCCAAGUACCAGGAGCUGCAGCGAAACCCUGCACAGCUGAGCGAACUCCGCCAGAGGCAGCGGACGCUGGAGCGGUGCAUGACGGCGCUCAAAGACAGCGCGGCGCUGGCGUCCAUGUCCGCAGCCUCGACCGUCGGCCGGUCCGGAGGCCAGAGUCUCUACGGAGGCAUCUCAGGCGGCGACACGCCGUCGCCUGUGUACGGCGGCAGCGGCGAGCGGACACGGCGAGCGGCUGCGAUCGACAUCGCGAUGUUCAGCCCCGUGAGCAACCCGUUCGCCGCCAGGUUCGCGGUCGAGGGCGAGAUGCGCUCGCGGCAGCUCAAGCGCGAGAAGAGCGAGGAUUGCGACGAGAGAGAAGGCAACGACCGGGAGAGACGCGGCGAGGCGCGACGCGGCGGAAACUGGAGAGACGACACCACCGAAAAAGAGACGCCGAGACUCGAAGAGGAAGAAAGAUGGAGAAGCACGCCGGUCAAGGCAGAACCAGCUUGGCAGGAAAAAAAAUCUGAUUCCCAGCCCACACACACGACCGCCCACGCAGGCGAUCGGCGCGAGGCGCAGGCGCCGCAGAGGAGGGGGAGGCACGCCCACGACACAGGGAAGGCGCCCGAGCCUCCGCAUACUUCGGCAUCCGGAUGGCCAUCAGUCGUGGCCGCGAAACCGGGCACGCAGCGGAGCGGGCCUCUCCGUUCAGAGGCCUGUACUCCGCAGCCAGAGCCCUGUAUCUACACAGCAGGGACGCAGACGUCUCGCGGGGGCCCUCCUUUUUCGACGGACACAGACUCGCUGGCCCUCGAACCUGCUCAAGCUGGCUCAUCUGCAACAGGCCCAGGCUGCGACAAUGCGACCGCCUCUGCGUCGCGGCGCGAGACGGGAGAGGAUAUCAGCCCGGCGCAACUUCAGAAAAGAAGCCCCUGCGAGGCGUGGGAUGUAGGCAAGCGAGACGGGCGACCCUCGCAGGGAGCCGAAGCGCCGGAAGGCUCGAGAGGGGAGUUGGAGGCCGCAGCAGUGACCAAGAAGGGCGGCGCUGAAGAGGCCAAGAGCUCGGACGGCGUGGAGACAGCGCGGGUCACAAGCAUCGACGCAGAUGUCCUCCUGCUGAUUGAGGCUCCCGAAGCAAACGCGGAGGACAGCGAUUUCUACGAGGAAGGCGGCUCCCGGCCGCCUACGCCAAACAGCAUCCUUCUUUCGCCUCACCUGGGGAGCGACGGUGCCGCGCUCGCGCCGUCGCGCCGUCGCGCUUCGGUUCUCCGUGCAGGCAGCCAGGUACGCAACCAAGAGACGGCGGGGAUGGCGGGUGUGCGCGCGACAGGCUCUGAAUCCACGCCGACGUUCUCGCUGCCGGCUGAAUUCCAGACUCCAUCCAACACCGACGGAGGGCCCGCGCGGCAGGACGCUGGCGACGAGGCUGCUGGAGGCCGCAGAGACAUCGGGGCAACUGUGAACCGCGAGGCGCACGACGACACGCUGCAGAGGAUUCUAACCCUCUCAGAAGAGGCGGACGAGGAGAACGCGGCGCAGACCGCCGCGAGCCUUAUUGAGUCCGUGCUCGGCUACGAAAUGGAGAUGCCCGAAGACGUCGGCGAAGAAGCCACGGCGAGCCGACUCCGCGAACAAGAGAAAAAGACGCUCUUCAACGCGAUGAUGGAGUCCACCCGCGCGUACGGCGACGCCCCUCCACCGCAUGGUGAACGGGACGAGACCGAGCAUGAUUCUUUGGCCUGCGCCAAAGGCGUUGUGGUGCGGCCUGCAGGCGGCUUGGCGCAGCCCGCCGCGCUGCAUGGCAAGCGAACAGCAGCGAAGCCUGCGCGGCCUCCCCCCCAGUCUGAGGCGCCUCGUCUUCUUCCGAGCCUCGAGGCCGCCUCGCGAUCGCCCCCAUGCCAAGCGCACGCUGCGACUAAGCAAGACGACCCGGUGGACAGCGAAAGAGCCGAAGAGCGGGUGCGAACGGGAGAAGACGGCGCAAGUCGCCCCUCAACCGCCGAAGGCCAGCCGCUCGCUGGGCGAGCGACGGACGCGUUAGAUGUGCCCGAGGAGGAGAAAACGGGCGAGGAGGCAACGAACCACAAAGCGGAAGUCAAGGAUAAACCGGCGAAUGGUGCCGGUGGCGCCACGCAUCCCGCAUCGACUCCUUCUCAGAACGCUGGCAGGCGCAGCGAAGGACGCGGCGGCAGGAAAGCGCCUGUUCCGCCGUCGGCGUCCUCGUUGUCUCCCUCGGCUGUGAGGGCGGAAGGCGCGAAGCAGACGCGAGCGCGGAAAUCCAGCGGCCGGCGCAAAGUCGCGAACCGGGUUCUGCUUACGCUCCACGAUCAGAUGCAGGAGCAGGCGCAGCACUCACCUGUCGAACGCUGGCGUGCGGUGCUGCCUGCAGCGGCCAAGCGCGGCGCGGCGAAGAAGCGGCGGCCGUGUGGCCUCAAAGCGCAGACACCGGCGCUUGAGACACAUAUCGCAGAGACCGUCGCACACGCGGCAUCGCCGGCCCCGAACAAGGGGACUGCCGUCCACGCGAGCUGCGAGGCCGAGCGCGCGGAGGGACGCCGCGUGGCGCUCUCCUGUAAGCACACAGGCAUCGAAGAAGACGGAGUGAGCACGGUCAGCACGCUGCCCACUGAGACAAUUGAUGUCGCGAUCAGCGUCACAGUGGACGAGACGCCGUGA